Octopus sinensis (East Asian common octopus) is the source of this 1446-nucleotide messenger RNA. RefSeq names its product transmembrane protein 216-like. Gene Ontology annotation, biological process: non-motile cilium assembly. The coding region runs from base 49 to 528 and encodes 159 amino acids. The transcript has 6 exons. The record is from RefSeq and is a predicted model, not a curated record. Gene Ontology annotation, cellular component: ciliary transition zone. NCBI's taxonomy places the organism in Eukaryota, Metazoa, Mollusca, Cephalopoda, Octopoda, Octopodidae.
UCUGUUAUUUGAGUUCGUCUGUUAUGGCAACAUCAGAUACUAUAGAAAAUGGCGCUUGACAGUCCGCAACAUCCAGUGAUAGCGAUGAGCCCGGCUCCUCAUCAGGGCUGUAGCACUACUAUUAGAUCCUCGUUGUCUUACCAGAUUCUACUCUUCCUUAACCAAUGGUACUUUGGAUUAUUUUUUAUUCUUGAAAUAUUUAUCUUUAUAUUCAAAGGUGAAACACUACCCUAUGCUCCAGGAGUUUUGAGUCUUGAAGUGCUGCUGCUCUUCCUCUUGUUGAUCAUUGAGCAAUUCCGGAUUUUCUUUGGCAAAAAGGGUAACCUCACCGAACGCAUCAAUGGUGUAGCAAUGAGCAUCUUCUUGAGUCUACCUUCAUUGAGUGUAACACUUUAUCUCACUUUCUGGCAGUCCUAUGUCCUGCAGCUGGAAGUUAUUUUGACGGCAAUUGAAAUAACGUUUAUUGGUGCAGAAUUUAUUUUUGGACUUCUAUUCAUUAUUACAUUUGCAAGAGCUGCACCAUACUGAAUUCCAGCCAUAGAAACAGAACCUCUGUGAUGAGUAAAAUUACUUGUUUUACUCGAAUUUAUCAAUAUAGACCAUUCCGCCCAUGUGAUGAGUAAGAUUAUUUGGUAAAUUGGAAUUUAUCUAUGUAGAACAUUCCGUCCAUGUACAAAUUCCUUCAUUUCUUUCUCUGAGAUUAUAUAUUUUGUACCUCAUGUCAAUCAAUCAACUAAUGCCAACUAAUUCAUGUUGAUCUUUGAAGAUUAUUUUGACUAAUUGGAAAUUUGUGAGAAAUUCUUUUGAAAUGGAUAAAUAAUUUCUUACAAAGUCACAAAGCCAGAAAUUUUGUGGAAACCGGUCAGUUGAUUACACUGAUCCCCAAUAAUUGACUGGUGCUUUAUUUUAUUGACCCCAGAAGGGUGAAAAGCAAAGUUGAUGUUGGUAGGAUUUGAACUCAGACUAUAAAAAGCCAGAGCAAAUACUGUAAGGCAUUCUACCUGAUGCUCAACUGAAUCUGCCAGAAAGACAAGCUAACAACUAGUAUGUAUAAAAUAAUUGAAUGGCACAUCUAUCCUCGUUUACCAUAGGUAUUCAGUUCUAAAAACACCAUGUUAAAUGAAUGAGCGAUAAAUAGACAAUAGGACAUAUGGGGCAAAAUAAAUUUUCUUCUGAGGCUUCAAGUUGUCCUGAGCAUUGUUGGUGGUGCACUUUUGUGGUCCAAGCAGAAUUCUUGACUGAUUGCCAACCCAUGUUAUCAAAGACCAAUUUCUGAUAAGCAUAACGGUACAUAAUUGAGCAUACUGAGUUGUCCUGGAUCAGUGAUAAUUGAAUUUGAGAUAAACAAGGAUUGAUGUAUUAAUCUCUUUUAAAAACUAUGUAUUUUUAUUAUUCUUCAUUCUUUUUGUAUUUCAUAACACUGUAAAUAAAAUAUUGAAUUUUUAA